Messenger RNA from Paramacrobiotus metropolitanus, 1947 nucleotides. Its product is annotated as cingulin-like. Lineage: Eukaryota; Metazoa; Tardigrada; Eutardigrada; Parachela; Macrobiotidae. Bases 1 to 1947 code for a protein of 648 amino acids. The transcript has a single exon. The record is from RefSeq and is a predicted model, not a curated record.
AUGAGAAAAUCCAGGGGUGAUGCGGUGGUCAGGCCGGGAGUGGUCUCGUUCCACGCCACUCAAAUGCAUUUGUAUCCGCUGUUGUCGGAAGAGGACUUCGUUCCAGAUGAAGAAUUUAUGGCCGAAGUAGCCAAGACAAACGAGAGAUUCUCGGCAGUAACAAAUGAUUUGGAAGCCGCGGUAGCAGCUCGUGAUUCUCUCCCAAUAUUGGUGAGGAGCUUUAAAAGGCUUAUCGCAGCUACCCAGGCUAAAGUGGACACGUUUGGGCAGUCCGAGCAGUUUGACCUGCAAUUACAAAAGGAACGUGAAGAGAAAUUGAAGUUCCAUUCGGACUUCAAUGAGAUGCGUAAUAAAUGGGAUAAGGCGUGCGCCGAGCGCGAUAUAUUCGCGGACAGAGUGCGAAAUCUCAACCAGAGUUUGCUGAAUAAUCGCGGCGUCGAAACACAAAUCAAAACUGAGUAUGAUCAGCUUGAUGCUGAAUUUCAGCAAUUAAAAAGUGUGAACCAUACCUUGGAAGAGUCACUCGAAGAAGUGCAGCGGGAAUUGAGCUCCCUAAAAGUUGAUUAUGCGGCGGAAAUAAGCCGAGCAGACACUAGUAAGCUGCAUAACGAAAAUGUAGAUUUAACCAAGCAGUUGAAGACGGUAAAGGGUGAGCUUCAACAGCUAAAGGAUUCCUACGCCGUCACGGUUAAACAAAACUCUGAUCUCACCAAUAAAGUUGAUCAGCAGGAGCGGGAAUUGCGGGCAGAACGCAGAAGGGUGAAUCCAGAUGCGGAAAUGGUAGCGCAACUACAACAAGAGUUGGCUGUCGCACAGUCCCAGGUCUCCAUGGGAAAACAAUCCACAAGUACAGCAGUUUCUGCAGUCUGUAAAGACAGUAAAGUAAAAUUGAACGCGGAAAUUGCCCAGUGGAAAAUUGAAUGUAAUAACUUGAAAACGGCAAGAGAUAAAGCCGAAAAUGAACUGAAGGAAGUGAAGGCACAGAAGGAAGCCAGGGCACAAGCCUGUUUAGCAUGUGAUAAUGCGAAUGCGGCAAAAGCGGAAGCGCAGUCGCUAGCAUUUGAAAAUCAACAGGAAAUUGUCCGACUGAGGGUGGACAAUGAUACAAUUCGAAAGGAAAAUAAUGAAAUUCGCAUUUUGUACCACAAUCUGCAAAAGUACGCUAAAGAUAAAACGGCGGAAGCAGCAGAAUACAAAAAUCAGUUAGAGGACCGUCGGGAAAUUUCACGGUUAUAUCAACCGGAAGUACCUUUUGGCACAGCGGCAGUGGCGGCGCCACAUAAUCCAGAGCGAUUGGGUGGGCAGGAACACUUGCAGAUGCAGUUCUCUGACUCACAACCAUAUCGGCAUUUCAGUACGGAAGUAUCAGCGGGUGUGGCGGCGAACCAAAGCCGACCAGACCGGAGUGAUAUACUGCAGCGGCCAGCAAGUGCCACACCGAUUUUGCAACAGCAGACACAUCCGGCAGUUUCACGAGCUGACAUUUUACAGCAGCAUUCAGUACAUGCGGGCCAAGUCCCACGUUAUGUGUUGAAUCAGAUUCCGCCGCCCAUGGUGAACCCACCGGUGCAGGAUGAGAAUCAUCCAGGCGAUGAUCAGCGGCGUAUGAAUAGUCCGACUGGAUCACUGGGUACGAGAGAUCCGCAGAUGGAUGAAUAUCUGCAAGGACAACAAAUGAUUAAUAAGCAAAUGGCGCAAAUUCUGGCCAGAACGGCAAAUCAGAAUUCAGAUAAACCGGAAAGCGGGAUUAAAUUACAGCAUUUUGAUGAAAGCCAUCCGGAAAGGAUUAACCGGUGGUUGUUGUCCGUUGAUCAGUGCAAAACCGCGAAUCGCUGGAGUGAUGCAACGACUUUUAGUCGCGUAUCCGGUGCACUGGGCACAGUAGCGUUCCGUUGGUUCUCAAAACUCGUAACGGAUAAUCCGGAUGAAUCGUGGGAAAACUUUUAA